Cyclospora cayetanensis is the source of this 2280-nucleotide messenger RNA. Its product is annotated as platelet binding protein GspB. The record is from RefSeq and is a predicted model, not a curated record. NCBI's taxonomy places the organism in Eukaryota, Apicomplexa, Conoidasida, Eucoccidiorida, Eimeriidae. The transcript is spliced from 11 exons. Bases 1 to 2280 code for a protein of 759 amino acids.
AUGGAAGCAGAUGGAAGCGCAGACGCACUGGAUGCGCUUGCGCCUCGUCUGGCUGCUCAGGAGAAACUCCCCAGCGCUGGUGCUGCUGCAGCCACCCUAAACAUCCCGACCGCACCGUCCCUGGCAACUCCCGCUGCAGAUGAAUCAAAGAGAUUUUAUAUUCGGCUGCACAGCAGCAGCGGCCGAUGUAAAAGCGGCGGCUUCUGUGGCAGCGCUUGCUCUGGCACUCCCACAUGCGCCUUGGCGCGACGAGUACACCACCAGGAGGAGCUCACAGGUCUCAACACUUGCACGCAACUUGGUGCAAAUACAUCCACAGCUGCAUCAAAAGCUACAUCAACAGCUGCAUCAAAAGCUGAAUCCAAAGCUGCAUCAACGACUGCAUCAAAAGCUGAAUCCAAAGGUGCAUCAACGACUGCAUCAACAGCUGUAUCAAACGCUCUAUCAAAAGCUACAUCGAAAGCUGUAUCAACGACUGCAUCAAAAGCUGCUCUCAGAGCUGCAUCAACAGCUGUAUCAAGGACUGCAUCAACAACUGCAUUGAAAGCUGCAUCCCAAGCUGUAUCAACGACUGCAUCAAAAGUUGCACUCAAAGCUGCAUCCAAAGCUGUAUCAAGGACUGCAUCAACAACUGCAUCAUUAAAAGCUGCAUCCAAAGCUGUAUCAACGACUGCACCAGAAGCUGCAUCAUCAAAAGCCGCAUUGAAAGCUCUAUCAACGACUGCAUCCAAAGCUGCAUCAGGCACAUCCCCCCCUCUAGCAGCCUCCGAGCAUUCAGACGAUCCGACGGCUGUUGCAGCCGCAGCUGCCGAAGAGCAGAAGCUACUGGCUGCAAGCGCUGCAGCGGACGCCACAAGAGGUUCUCCGCGGCAGUUAAUCGCCGCUGAAGUGCCGCAUGCUCACCAUAAGGCAUGGUGUUCUUCACUCUCUUAUGCGGAGAAGUUGAAACACCUACUAGAUGGCAGAUCCGUGAGGCGGUCUCUCUUGCAGAAGGAGCCGCCGUCAACGGCUUCCAUUUGCGGACAGUUUGCAAUUCCCAAUCACUUUGCGAUGCUGGAAGAUGCAGAUCGAGUCAGCUUCUACAAAGAGGCUAUCCUUCGGGAAGGCUUCUCCCCUGAACAGUCAGAGUCGCAGUCGGAGAAGAAGCAGCAGUCAGACAGCCUCUCGGGGUUGCACGUGCUGGAAGUUGGCUGCGGACCUCUGGCGCUGCUCUCGCUUCUCGCGGUGCAGCAGGGGGCAGCCCGUGUAGAUGCUCUGGAGCUCAAUCCAGGUGUCUAUCAGUUCGCCAGUACGUUCGUCCAGCAAAUCGGUAUCAACUCUUCUCGCCCGCAAGCCUCCGGAGGCCAAGAGCAGCAACUGCAACAGCAACAGCGACAGCAACAGCGGCUACGCGUCUUCCGAUGCUACUCAAAGCUUUUCCCGCUGACACCACGAAGCGCUGCCAUCGGUGCUCCCGCCAUCGUGCAGACUUCUUCUUCUGCCCCCAGGGUCAGCAAGAGUUCUGCACCCGGUGAAGCAGCAGCAGCAGCAAAACCGACAGGCAGUGCACAGCUUCCGGAGGAGCAGUGCUACGACCUGGUGCUGCAUGAGAUACUUGGCGAUUUCGCUUCUCAGGAGGGUGUGGCUGAUGUUAUUAGGGAUAUCCAGGAGAGAAGCGCUUCUAUUCCGAGGAGCAUUCCGUUUGCUGCAAGGACCUUCAUUGGCAUUUCCGAGCUGCCGUCCCCCUGCUGCAUCAAGUAUCCGGCAAGCGAGCAUCCGGAGCGCAGUGUCAUAUCUCCCCGAGAGCGCCUUCUACAAUCCGUCGGCCUUCGCUUCGGUGAGGCGCUGCUCAGCACUCAGCUGAAAGCCAUCGAGGAACUGCAUUUCGAAUGCACGAUGGCAACGCAGAUGCUGCAGAGGCGGACCUUGAUGUUCGAUGUCGAGAGGCAGGGCCUUUUCGCAGGAUUUCUAGCGGCUAUUGAAGUAGAAAUUCGUCCUGGGCGCUUCUUUGGACCCAUCUAUGAAGGACAGUGUGACAGUUGGUACACCAACUUUGUGCUGCUCGGCAGGGAGAUCCGCGUUUGCAAGGGCGACAGAAUUCGUGUCAAGACGGAGGUGAACCUUACGAAUUUCCAGAGGGAGCAGCACAUGGGCCUAAAAGGACGUCGCUGGGUGUCGGUGUCACGCCCUUCCUACGUAUUCAAUGGAGACGUCCUCUCGCAGAAUGGCCACGUAGAGCCUUUCGGCCCUAUUAUUAUCGAUUUCGAUGAACAAGCUUGCUGCAUUCACCCUACUGAGUAA